AUGUCGUCGGCCGCGUCGAGACCCAAAAUGCAUUUGGCAUUGGUCGCCAAUUAUGAUGAAUAUGUAUUGGAAUGUUGCAGCAGUGAGCCGGCGACAAGCACAUCGUCAACAUCAUCAUCAUCAUCAUCAACGGCGGCAAUAGCAUCACCGAGUCGACGACGCGUUCCGGUCCGGAAAAAGGUGUCGGCGUUCGCGAGCGCGAUGGCCGCCGCACGAGCACAAUCGCCGCAGAGUCCCAGCAAACACAUAACGGUCGUCGAUGUCUACGAUCUCGCUGCGUCGAUUGGGAAUGAUUUCGAGAAGCUGAUCGAUUGUUACGGCAACGAGUGCGUUCGCGGCAUCAUGCCGAAAGUGAUAUCGGCACUCGAGACGCUCGAAUCGCUCGCCGCCACGAAUGAUCGCGAGAAUGAGGAGAUCGCGCGGUUGUCGAAGGCCGUCGAGCGGCUCGAGCUUGAGAAACACCAACGGCAUCAGCAACACUUGAAGUUCGAGGAGGAGCUCGAUCAGGUCGAGCGCACCUAUCGAAAAGACAUCGACGAUCUCCAAGAGAUGGUCAAAACGCUGAUGAAUGAGAACAAGAAUUUGUCGACGACGAUGUCGUCGCUGCCGUCGGACAGUCCGACGGGGCAUUCGAUGAGAGAAGCUGACUUGAAAAUGCUGCUCGAGCUCAAAGAGACGUCGGCGCAGCAGAAGGAGGAGAUCAAAUCUCUACAGCGUGAUGUUGAGACAUACCAAUGUCAAGUCGAAAAUCUGCAAAACUCGAUUGAGAAGCUCAUUCGUCAAAACGAGGAGCUUCUUCGAAAGAACGCGUCGCUUCAAAAGCAGGGCCGAAUGAUCGUCGAGGAGAAAAUGGAGAUUGUGAAGCGUCUCGAGAAGGCCGAAGAAUCGAAUUUGGAGUUGUGCAAACUCGUCAAAGAGACGGACCGCGCGUGCAAAGAUUUGCAGAUUGCCAACGCGGACAGCAGCGAGCCGCGGUUCACGCUCAGCGAGCUUCGCGAGGUUCUCAAAGAGAAGAACAUACUGAAGGGACGCGUCAUGGAGCUCGAGGAGGAGCUCGAGCAGUUCAAGCCGGGCACCAAACAUCGAAGUAUUAUGCGGCUCGAUGAGGAUGACGAAGACGACAAAUUAAAAGACGCUCAGAAGCCGGAUAGCGCGAGACCGGAGAAUUCCGACGAGUUGCCCGUGUACGGACCGUUGCCGAGAGAGCCGGAAGAGAAGCUCUACCCGUGGAAGUAUGAGCGGAAGGACUCGGGAGUUCGGAAAUUCUUCCGAUUCUUCAAAGACUUUGGCUCGACGUCGUCGCCUCGUCGCGGCUCGUCGGCGAAUGUCUCGCCACGAUUACCGGCGCGAGCGAUUCCGCCAUCAUUAAACUAA
Messenger RNA from Caenorhabditis bovis, 1374 nucleotides. NCBI's taxonomy places the organism in Eukaryota, Metazoa, Nematoda, Chromadorea, Rhabditida, Rhabditidae. The record is from the annotation of a GenBank genome assembly.